AUGGAAGCUGAUACAAUAACAGGAAUAAGAGUUCAUGCAUAUGAAGAUUUAGACUCACUAACAGUUGACCAAGCCCCAAUUCCAGAGCUAGAAGACACUCAAAUUUUAGUCAGAGUCGAAUAUGCCCCAAUCAACAUUAUCGACCUCAUGCAAGCUUUAGGUCACUAUCGCAGACAACCUCUUCCCCACUUUAUCGGAAACGAAGGCAGUGGAACCGUCAUAAAAAGCGGAGCCCACCCAUAUGCUCAAUCUCUUGUCGGAAAAAGAGUUUCAUUUGAAGCUAGUGUCCAAGGCUUUGGGGCUUAUGCAGACUAUUUAGUUACUUCCGCAUUUAAUGCUUUUCCUUUAAAAGAUUCAGUGACUUUUGAACAAGCCGCAAGCUUAAUAAUAAACCCUAUGACUGUGGCUUUAAUGGUCGAAAAGCUAAAAGAAGGAAACCAUAAAUCCGUAAUUAUUAAUGCGGCAGCUUCAGCUAUAGGGAAAAUGCUUAUAAGAUGGUGCAAAUUAUUGAAUAUCACAACAAUUAAUUUGGUAAGAAGACAAGAACAAGCUGAUAUAUUGAUUUCAAUAGGAGCUGAACAUGUUUUUAAUACGUCUAAUGAUGGGUGGAAAGACACUGUUAAAGCUUUAACGACACAACUUGGGACAAAAAUUGGAUUUGACGCAAUUGCGGGAAGUGCAACUCAGGAUAUGAUAGAUUUGUUGAAUGAAGGUGGUGUUUUGUAUGCGUAUGGAAUACUUUCUGGACAGCCAGCACAAUUUAUGCCGCCGAGUCUGGCUGGAGAUAAGAGCAUAAAAGGCCUUUUUCUUGCACCUUGGCUAAGAAGUUUGACGGUUGAGAAAAGGGUUGAAGUUGGGUAUCAAGUUCAAGAUUUAAUUGGGUAUGCAUUGAAGACUGAUUAUGUAGCUGAAGUGACGCUUGAUGGGGUUAAAGAUGCGCUGAAACAAUAUGCUGAUAAGAAAACUGAUUCCAAGUUCUUAGUCAGAACAAGAAGAUCUUAA
This is a messenger RNA of Blepharisma stoltei, 1002 nucleotides long. The record is from the annotation of a GenBank genome assembly. Lineage: Eukaryota; Ciliophora; Heterotrichea; Heterotrichida; Blepharismidae.